Molecule: messenger RNA, 1037 nt
Organism: Aspergillus heteromorphus CBS 117.55
Lineage: Eukaryota; Fungi; Ascomycota; Eurotiomycetes; Eurotiales; Aspergillaceae
Exons: 3
Coding region: 148-990 (280 amino acids)
Source: RefSeq, a predicted model, not a curated record
UCCGUACAACAUCCACUUCCCGUGUCUGCGGUGUCUGCUGUGUCUGGACGUCGACUGAUUGUGCCAUUCUCUGGGGUUUCUUAUCUGACCACCCUGCCUCGCAUUGGACUACCCUGGCAUCCUCCAGUAUUCAGCCAGCCGCGCAAGAUGACCACCCCGACUCUGAUCAACCUCCCUCCCCCGCCGUCUGACCCAGUCACUCCCUCAGAGAUGGGGCCAGGGACUCCCAAUUCCGGCACCACCUCUCUGUCUGCAUUGUCGACCACCGCCAUCAAAGACGGACAUCAAGGCCACCCCCUCCCACACGGUCGCCAUGCCCACCACUCCCCCUCCACCUCGAACACGUCCACAACGACCCUAGAGGCCGAACGAGCCGAUCGCAUCUCGCGCCUGGCGGGCCUGGAGCGGGUGGCCACGGCCCGAGCGGGCGGCACCCCCCAGCCCAGCGGUGUCGCGCCGGUGCCUCAAUACCCGGGCUACUUCGACAGUGGCUCCGGCAUCAAGGAGCGAAGCACCGUGGGCAGCGCCAGUGCCACGGGCAGCGUCGGCGCCCGCACGACCUGGGCCAGCGGCAGUGACGCCUUCGAUGCGGACAAGAUGAGCGAAUACCCGGAGGAUGGGACCUCCAGUGUGGGCAACUUCAGCGACGAAGGGGACGCCAGCCUGGUCGCAUUUGGCGAAGGCGCCAGCACCCUCAGUGGACCGAUCUCCAACCCGCGUCUGAACCGCACGUCGUCGGGAGGGCGGCCCAGUUCCUUGGGCAGCCCCGGCGUGAGUCGUGCGAACCCCGUGGCCUCCCCCCUGCAGCACUCCGGGGACGUAUCGAUGUCGCAGUCGACCCAGUCGCCUACGGGAUCGGUGACGCCGGAGCCCACGCAGGAUGCGCGGAUGGUGGACGGGGUGACCUAUGACCCGGAUGUGAUUGAUACAACGGUGAGGACCCCGCGGCUGGCCACUCCCGCGCAGGGUGGCGACCCGCUUAACGAGUAGUCGGGCCGAGGAUCAUUGGGCGAAAACGGACCAGGGGCGUUUCUAGG